This is a messenger RNA of Hippocampus comes (tiger tail seahorse), 509 nucleotides long. Its product is annotated as DNA repair and recombination protein RAD54-like. The record is from RefSeq and is a predicted model, not a curated record. The transcript is spliced from 4 exons. The annotation marks the transcript as partial. NCBI's taxonomy places the organism in Eukaryota, Metazoa, Chordata, Actinopteri, Syngnathiformes, Syngnathidae.
CUUGCCGUAGUUGUUUAGCGCGCAGUUUGAGAGACAGCGUCGCAUUCACGGGCUGUCAUUUGUUUCGGGAGUUACCUGCGAAUAUCUGUAAAGUGUGAAAUUACAGUAUUUCCAAAGUCAAGUCACGCGUCGGUUUGGGGGGCGGGGGUCAAAGAGUCUCAUCGGAGACCCAUCCAUGCGCUGGUAAGGAUGCUAGCGGACUAGUUUAGAGCCGAAAAGCGGCGACGGCGACAUAACAAGAGCAAACAUGAGAAGAAGUUUGGCUCCCAGUCAGGUCGCUAAACGGAAGCAAGCCGACGAUGAGGAGGACGAAGAGUGGACGUGUGCGGCGGGGAGAAAAAGAAGUAAAAGGGCCGAAGCGCAGAUACGACCGAGUCCCAUGUCGACAUUCAGGAGGCCGCUGACGCAGCUCAACGCUCGUCCCGUGUGCCCCGACGGCAGCAAACAUGAGGAAUUUAUUCGUCGGAUCCUCUCCAAGCCGUUUAAAGUUCCCAUCCCGAAUUACACAG